This is a messenger RNA of Chelonus insularis, 2363 nucleotides long. RefSeq lists its product as uncharacterized. The transcript is spliced from 9 exons. The record is from RefSeq and is a predicted model, not a curated record. NCBI's taxonomy places the organism in Eukaryota, Metazoa, Arthropoda, Insecta, Hymenoptera, Braconidae. The coding region runs from base 391 to 2148 and encodes 585 amino acids. Gene Ontology annotation, molecular function: zinc ion binding.
UACAGUCCGUUAUAUCAGUCACAAAAAAUUCUCUUUCAGUUUUAUAAAACAAAACAAUUAUGAACUAUUAAUGAUCAAUUAUUGAUAAUACACCAUCUAAAGUAAUAUUUAGUCGAAUAGUACUCGUUAAAAUAUGAUUGUAUGUGUGGUAUUUUAAUUUUAUAGUUUGAUGUUAAAAAACUAUUGAUGAGUAAAACAGCUGACUAAUGUGAGAUAUCAAACCAUCAUCAAUUGUACCGCAGGUGUACCUGUGUUUUUCAGUUGUACUGUAAUUAAAAUAUAUAUUGUCUCUUUAUUGAUAAUAGAAAUUUCCUAAAAAAUUUUUUACAGAAUUUUACAAAAAUUUAGACACGUCUGCCUUAGUGCAGCUCGUGGUGGGAAUUUACCAUCAUGGAGCAAAUGAUUACUUUGAGUACACAAAAUCCCUUGUCUCUACUUAUGAAAUUCGGAAUGAUGGCUUGGAAUAGUACUUGUGGCAGUGAUAAUUGUUCUGGUCACGGUGAAUGUCACAAUGGAACUUGUCUGUGUGAGAUCCAAUUUGAUGGAAGUGAUUGUCACUCACCCAAUUUUAGCUAUUAUGUAGCUUUCGCAACGAUGUUUUUUAUUCUGGCGUUUGUUUGUUUAACACAACUAGUUAUGUGUAUUAUAGCUGAAUGGCAGAAAAUGAAAGCACCAUCGUUUUUAAGAGCUUGUAGAGUUACUACUCAAAAAGUUCUUUAUUUUAUUGUUUUUUUAGCUACUGCAGUCCGAGGAGCUUACUUUACUUGUCCGACAGCAUUCAAAGAAAGUUGGGCAAGAACAUUGUCAUCUAUUUAUUAUCCUCUUCUCUUAAGCGGAUCAUCUUUAAUUGUUUGUUUUUGGGCUGAAGUAUUUCACAUACGUGACAUACGAACUGAUAAGCCACAAUUCUUAUCAAAAUCAUUCUUAGGAUUUGUUGUUUUCAACAUUAUUACAUACUCUUUACUUUUGGCUGAGCUAAUCGUAUCUCAAAUGAAUUCUGAAGUCGAUCAAAGUUUUUACAUUCACAUUUUUAAUGGCUGCUAUGCGGUACUUUUGUUUAUAGUCGUAGUGUUUUAUUUAAUCUAUGGAGUUGAAGUAUUUUUCAAGAUUCGUGGAGGCUUUUUAACUCAGCAUCCAGUUACUUCAAUUUCUACAAACAUACGCACACCCCAAAAUGUUAAAAAUGUUGAAGAGUCAGUGACUGCUAAACUUUUUGAACCGAUUCCAUCGACAUCAUCUGAACCAAUUAAUUUACAACAAGUUAAUACUUCUCAACUGCAUCAAUCUCGAUUUGGAAUUUUAUCACAAGCAUUUAUGCUCUUUGUUGUCGUUGGAUUUCUCUUUAGUGAAACACUCAGCGAAUUUUGGAAGACGAAAGUUCCUUUAUACAGUCGUAACUGGCAUAAUAUUCUUUUUCGUGUUAUUGAAGUUGGAGUAGCUUUAUGGUUUCCUUGUGUACUAUGGAAUUGUAUGAGCCCAGAACAACUAUGGAUUCUUAAUCCAAAAAGAAUUCUUAAACGAUUGGAUUUAGAUCAGUCAAAGUACACAAAAGAAAUUGAAUUGCAAGAAAAACGUGAACUUGUAGAUACAAAACUACUAUCUAGUAGUGGAUCGCUCAAUAGUAAAGAUUGUUGGAUUUGUUAUGACAAUGAGACUCAGGAUGCUGGACCAUUAAUUCAACCGUGUCAAUGUCGUGGUGAUGUUAGUACCGUCCAUCAUGACUGCUUACGCAGAUGGCUUGUAGAGAGUUCAAUGAAUGCUGAUAGUUUAAUCUGUAAAGUUUGUGGUACGAAAUAUAAUGUCGAACACGCAACUAGAUUAGACUGGCAACAUAGUUGGACUCCUCGUCAUUGGAUGCAAACAAUUGCAAUUAUUACAACAAUGUGUGGCACAUUUGCUGGGGCUUGGAUACUUAUACAAUUAGUAGAAAGUCCAAUUAUACGAAUGUUAUCUGCAGGUGCAGCUCUUUUGGUUAUGUACGUCUGUAUAAGGUUAUUGAGCUUAAAUACAGUUGUUGCUUAUCAGCGAGCUAAAAUUUCUGCUCUUAAUAUAGUCAGUGCUGACAGAAUUAACAAAAAUGAGACUGUUAAUACAGUUAGUAAUACAGUUGCAUUAAACUUGCCAAAAACCAAUUCUGUAACAGUAUGAAUGAACGAAAAUUUUGACUUUACUAAGUAGAGGUAUUGAUCAUUUUAUUUUUUAAGGGUUGUUAAAAAUUUGAACAAUUAGUUAAUAUUAACGUCAAAUUACUAGUUUGUUAACCAAAAAAUAUAUUUUUCAAACUCAGUAAUCAAUAUUAUUUUGUUAUGAUUAUUAUAUGUCAUGAAAAAUCAAUCGAGUAUUACAUUAAUUUUAAAAAUUUC